Gilbertella persicaria is the source of this 701-nucleotide messenger RNA. RefSeq lists its product as uncharacterized. The transcript is spliced from 2 exons. The record is from RefSeq and is a predicted model, not a curated record. The coding region runs from base 211 to 612 and encodes 133 amino acids. NCBI's taxonomy places the organism in Eukaryota, Fungi, Mucoromycota, Mucoromycetes, Mucorales, Choanephoraceae.
AAAAAAAGACAAAAAUGUAAAAGCCUUAUACUGUUGUCACGGAUUCACAAGGUACACAAAGAUGGUUCGCUGCUGUUCUUGCCUUUUUUUCAAGGAUAUUUGAUUCAUCCAUUGGAUCCUUAUCUACCGAUUAGCUUUGAACCAUAUCUACAACGAUUUGUUUACAACGACUGUUCAAUCCUCAAUUUCAACAACUCUGAGCUCCGCCAAAUGUACUCAAGACAUAUUCCUGAUAUACAGUCAAUGAAGGCUAGCAUAAACACUACCCGAUUUAAGCGCUUCCUUCGGAUUUCAAUUCCAGGUCGUACGAGGAACCUGUGGUAUCGUCUUUUGCACAACAAAAUCUCCAGCAAGACAAUUACCGCCUUUAUCCUGCAAUUGCCAGGUGAUAAGUGUUUAUACUUGGAUGUAAUUGAUUUGAACGUUGAUCAUUACCAAUUAUUAGAUACAUACCUUCGUCUCAAUAGCUUUGAAAUUCUUUCUUCCGUCUUCUCCUCUAUUUGGAAUACCUACUGGCGUCAUUAUUCUGAUCCUUGCUUUUACGAUGGUCAAGUUAUACUCGACGAAGCCAUCAAAACAAUACGAAAACUAUCUGCUUACAAAUACUUGUAAAUUCUGCCUUUUUGAGACAAGUCACUGCUUCUUGCAAUUGUUCUCUUUUAAAUAUAUACCCCUAUUCGAUGAGUUUAAUUAAAUAAAUC